Saccostrea cuccullata (small rock oyster) is the source of this 894-nucleotide messenger RNA. RefSeq lists its product as uncharacterized. The record is from RefSeq and is a predicted model, not a curated record. NCBI's taxonomy places the organism in Eukaryota, Metazoa, Mollusca, Bivalvia, Ostreida, Ostreidae. The transcript has 2 exons. The coding region runs from base 48 to 785 and encodes 245 amino acids.
ACUUCGAUAGAAGCCACGAAUCAACAAACGAGAAAAAGUUAACCCUCAUGUCGCAUUCCGCAGCUCGUUCCGUUCAUUUGUGGUUUGAUUUACCACAGAACGUAAAAUGUGUUUGUAACGAAGUCUGUGUCACUGAAUCUCAAAAGGGAACGUAUUUCUGUGUCAUCGGAUUUAGUCGAGGAUACAGCGGCAUACAGGAGCUUUAUGACGGAAAGAAAAUGGCAAUUUUUUCUGUCUGGGACAGCCAAACGAAUACCGACCCUUCUGAGGAUAAAAGAGUCCAGGUUAUUCAUAGCGGAGAAGGGGUUGAGGUUUCUCGAUUUGGUAAUGAAGGAACGGGUGGUAAAACCAUGAUGCCUUACAAAUGGGCAGUCGGCGAGCCGGUACAAUUCAAACUGGAGGCCGAAAACCUUGAUGGAGUUUGGACAGCAUAUUCUUGCUACCUUAAAAACAGUUGUUUACCAGAUUGGUUUCACAUGGCAACAAUGAAAACGAUCACAAAUGGCGAAUUGAUAAAGGGAGUGUACUCUUUUGUUGAAGACUUCCGGCGAGAUGGCGCCAGUCAUUGUGAAAUCCGUUCUGCAAAGUUUGGGGACUGCUGCUGUAUGCAGGAUGAUUUUCACAAACUAUGUAACCGUGCACAAUUUACUGCAGAUAGUUCUACACCGCUAAAUAUUAAUGCUGGGUUAAUUGACAAUAAAUUUUAUUUAGUUACUGGUGGUGGAACUGAAAACACGAGCACGCCACUCAAUGGUUUUAUUACCAAAUCUGAUGACACGAAGUGAAGAAAUACGACACAAAGCUAGCAGUGGUACUGGUAUUUUAUGAAUUAUUACUUAGGUGGUUUUUCAGCUGGGUAUAGGGAUGAGGGAAACUUAAAUAUAUAUAUUUAUA